Mollisia scopiformis is the source of this 639-nucleotide messenger RNA. Its product is annotated as putative endo-1,4-beta-xylanase 1. The record is from RefSeq and is a predicted model, not a curated record. Lineage: Eukaryota; Fungi; Ascomycota; Leotiomycetes; Helotiales; Mollisiaceae. Gene Ontology annotation, biological process: xylan catabolic process. The transcript is spliced from 3 exons. Gene Ontology annotation, molecular function: hydrolase activity, hydrolyzing O-glycosyl compounds. The annotation marks the transcript as partial.
AUGGUUGGCUUCACUCAACUCUUCCUGGCUGUCUCAGCAGUGACUGGCGCACUUGCCGCUCCUGCGCCAUAUGACCUCCUUGACUUUGAGAUUGGAGGUGACAGACUCGCUGCCCGCCAAGACUAUACUCAGAACUACAAAACUGGCGGCAGCGUCAACUUUCAAUCAUCCACGAAUGGCUACUCGGUAACCUUUUCUGGAGCUCAGGACUUCGUUGUGGGAAAGGGAUGGAGUAAGGGAACGGACAGAAACAUCACGUUCACUGGCAGCACAUCCGCUUCUGCUGGAACCGUGCUUGUCUCCGUCUACGGCUGGUCGAAAAACCCACUGGUAGAAUACUACAUUCAGGAAUACAGCAACGGACAAGGCGCCGCUCAGGGUACCAAACUUGGAACGUUGGAGAGCGAUGGAUCCACUUACGACAUCUGGAAGCAUCAGCAAGUCAACCAACCAUCUAUCUCAGGUACCACGACCUUCAAUCAGUACAUCUCGGUUCGACAAGACAAGCGCACUGGAAGCGGUACCGUCACUACCGCAAACCAUUUUGCAGCAUGGGCCAAGCUCGGCAUGAAUUUGGGGACAAUGGAUUACCAAACAAUUUCCACAGAGGGUUGGGGCGGUGCCGGAGGAAACUCCAAG